UUUUUAUUUUUUUAUUACCAAUUUAUGUUCGUUAACAUGUUAGCACACAAGUUCCUCCCCUUUCAUUUACCGCAAAAUUCCAACCACUUAUCUUACUUCUCUCUCUUCACUCGCCCCCAAUUUGGCAAUUUCUCUCUCCUCCCCUAAAUUCCUGAUUUUGAAUUUCCACUUUACAAACAUUUCAAUUUCCUGCAAUUAAUCAAAAUCAAAAUCAUAGGCCCUAAUUUCUGAAUCAUGUGCUCAACAAAAGGGCGACAAUUUAAAAUUGAAAUCAAAACUCAAAUGAUCACAUGCCACCCAUCAGAUUUACCAACAACGACGAAUUUCUCAAUGUUAGGGCAAAGAACUUCCACCACCACCUUAAAAUUAUUCCAUAAUUUUCGCUGGAAUUCCCGCCAUUUUCGCCCCUUUUACCCUCACAAAGUUGGGGGUUCCAAAUUUGUGAUUAAUUCUUCACUUGGCCCACUUUUCGCCUCGGCGGCAGCUGUUGGUUCAUCAACUCAUGCCGCCGUGACUUCCACCAUCACCCAGGUGGCUGUUACCGCUGUCGCUAUUGCCUCGGGAGCUUGCCUUUCUACUAAAGUGGACUUCUUGUGGCCUAAAUCACAUGAUCAGCCUAGUCCUCUUAUAUUAGAAGGAGUGGAUGUGACUGGCUACCCCAUAUUUAACAAUCCCAAGGUUCAAAAGGCUGUAUCUUUUGCUAGGAAAGCCCAUCACGGGCAACUACGCAAAAACGGAGAGCCUUACUUGGCUCAUUGUCUUCAUACGGGAAGAGCUUUGGCUGACCUAGUUCCAUCAAGUGGACAAAGGGCUGCUGAUACAGUGGUGGCUGGGAUUCUUCAUGAUGUUAUUGAUGAUACAAGUGAAACUCUGGUCAGUAUAAGAGAAAAUUUUGGCAAUGAUGUAGCUCAGCUUGUAGCUGGUGUUUCCCGGUUAAGUUAUAUUAAUCAGUUGUUAAGAAGACAUCGCAGAAUUAAUGCAAGCCAGAGCAGUCUUAGUCAUGAAGAGGCAAAUAAUUUGCGAGUGAUGCUCUUGGGCAUGGUUGAUGAUCCACGUGUGGUACUCAUAAAGCUUGCUGAUCGCCUUCAUAACAUGAGGACCAUUUAUGCUUUGCCACUUUCCAAGGCUCAAGCUGUUGCUGAAGAAACUUUGGUAGUUUGGUGCUCUCUUGCUUCGAGACUGGGCCUUUGGGCUUUGAAGGCUGAAUUGGAAGAUCUUUGUUUUGCCGUUUUGCAGGUUUGCACUCCUCAAAUGUUUUGUCAAAUGAGAGCUGAGUUGGCAUCCAUGUGGAGCCCUUGCAGAAGGGCAAGAAAUCCCCGAAGAGUGUCCACAAAGAGCAGUUUGCUUUCAGCCUCUGACACAACUGCAUCAAAUAGCUUUAAUUGUGCUGUGGCUACUGAGGACGAUGAUACAGAAAUGAAGGAUCUUCUUGAAGCAGUCUUACCUUUUGAACUAUUGUUAGACCGAGGAAAACGAAUGAACUUUCUCAGUAAUUUUACAAGCUAUUCUAAGAUUUCAACAAAACCGAAGGUUGUGAGGGAUGCUGGAGUUGCUCUGGCGUCUUUAGCAAUGUGCGAGGAAGCACUUGAGCAUGAACUUCUGAUAUCAACCUCUUACGUACCAGGAAUGGAAGUUACUCUAUCCAGCCGCUUGAAAAGCUUGUACAGCAUUUAUAGCAAGAUGAAAAGAAAAGAUAUUGACAUCAACGAGGUCUAUGAUGCACGCGCAUUACGGGUAAUUAUUGGAGAUAAGGAUGGAACUCUCCACGGACCUGCUGUGAGUUGUUGCUACAGUGUCCUUGACAUAGUACAUAAGCUCUGGUCACCUAUUGAUGGCGAGUUUGAUGAUUAUAUUGUUAAUCCGAAGCCUAGUGGUUAUCAGUCUUUGCAUACUGCUGUACAAGGUCCUGAUAAUUCAGCCUUGGAAGUUCAAAUAAGGACUCAGAGGAUGCAUGAGUACGCUGAACAUGGACUUGCUGCACAUUGGCUCUACAAAGAGACCAACAACAAAUCACUUUCUGGUAUAAGCUUGGGUGAUUCCCAUGGACAAGAGCUCUCCAAUUUUUCACAAGGCUUGGAGGAGCAAAGUUCUGUAGGAGAUAUAUAUUGGAAGUAUAGUUCCUUGAAAGCAGGACAUCCAGCACUUAGAGUUGAACGAAGUAACUUGCUUGCUGCUGUUAUCAUCAGUGUUGAUAAGGAUGGAAGAGAAUUACUUGUUGCUGUCAGCUUUGGAUUAGCAGCAUCUGAAGCAGUUGCUGACAGAAGAACAUCUUUCCAAAUAAAGAGAUGGGAAGCGUACGCUAGGCUAUACAAAAAAGUCUUGGAUGAGGGAUGGUUUGAACCAGGACAUGGAGAUUGGUGUACAUGUCUUGAAAAAUAUUUACUUUGCCGAGAUGGACUAUAUCAUAAGCAAGAUCAAUAUGAUCGUUUGCUGCCAACAUUUACUCAGGUUAUUGACCUGACUGAGGAAGAAGAGUCUAAUUACUGGACUGUCAUGUCUGCUGUUUUCGAUGGGAAAGAUGUUGAUUCAGUUACGUCUUGUUUGGGGAGCUGUAAGACACCCAUGUCUGGUGCUUUUUCUUCUUCUAGCGAAGCUAAUAUCAAUAACAAGGUUCACUUACUUAGGACAAUGCUCCAAUGGGAGGAGCAGAUAUUUUCUGAAGUAGGGCUGAAACAAGGCACCAAGUUGAGUGAAUCAUAUGAUGAUUCCUUAAUCAUUGGGGAAGUAGCAGUUGUUUCUUGGCCAGAUGGUGAUAUUGUACGGUUACGAGCUGGCAGUACUGCUGCAGAUGCUGCAAGAAGAAUUGGGCUAGAAGGAAAGUUUGUUUUGGUAAAUGGUCAACCGGUACAACCCAAUAUUGAACUAAGAGAUGGUGAUGUGGUUGAAGUAAGACUAUAAAUUCUGUAUGUGCAUAGAAUUCUUGUAGCUUAAAGCUACACAACAAAAAAAAAAGUGUAUUUAUGUUUUGUCAAGUGUACAUAAAACUUCUGUAUAUUUGUCAAUAGUCAUAAUUAAUCUGCGAGAACAAAAUUCUUAAAGCAUCAAAUAUCUUAUCGCUUACUUUACAGCUUGCUGCAUUGCUGCAAUCAAACAAGUCAACUCAUAUAUUCUCUGUCCUGUUUGAAAGCUAUCUACAGACAGUCGUUUACCAAAUGGUUCACAAGAUUUUGCAAAAAUUUGAUACAUAACAGAAGUACAUCAUUAAGCCUA
Chenopodium quinoa (quinoa) is the source of this 3210-nucleotide messenger RNA. RefSeq lists its product as uncharacterized. NCBI's taxonomy places the organism in Eukaryota, Viridiplantae, Streptophyta, Magnoliopsida, Caryophyllales, Amaranthaceae. Gene Ontology annotation, cellular component: chloroplast. Bases 235 to 2898 code for a protein of 887 amino acids. Gene Ontology annotation, biological process: guanosine tetraphosphate metabolic process. The transcript has 18 exons. The record is from RefSeq and is a predicted model, not a curated record.